UGUUUUGUAAUGUCUCCAGCAACUUCCUCUAGGUGGUGUCCAACACCGGAACAGCUGAUGAUUUUAGAGGAAUUGUACAGAAGUGGGAUUCGAACUCCAAAUGCUUCUCAAAUUCAACACAUCACUACCCACCUCUCCUUUUACGGCAGGAUCGAAGGCAAGAAUGUGUUCUAUUGGUUUCAGAACCAUAAAGCAAGGGAGAGACAGAAGCUUAGAAGGAAGCUCGGAAAACAACUCCAACAACAACACCAACUGUAUCAUCAUCAUCACCAGCCAAACCAUAGUCAACUAAAACACCACCUUCUUCACUACUUUGACUCUCGUGCUUCUUCACCUCUUCAACAAUUUUCCUGCUUCAGUCCAGUCAGAUUCCUUCCCCAGGUAAAAUCACAUCUCAAUUGCGCAUCCCAACAGAUGAUGAACCACACGUGGAAGGUGAAUAUACCAGAAAGUAGAGCUGAGAUGGGGAAGUCGUUGAUGGGAAUGUACGGUCGUGAUUGGAUAAUGAUGAUGGAUGCGGCUGCGGCGCCACCACCUUCCCCAUCAUGCUGCGCAUCUAGACCACCGCUCAAAACCCUUCAGCUCUUCCCAAUUACAGCCACCAAUCUUAAAGAAGAGUGUAACUCAGACUCAUCAAACAAGCAUCUCUCCUGCAACACCACCAUCAAUAACUAAACCCAAAUGCAGGCUCAUAUAGCCUUCUUUCUCUCUCUAGCUUAGGCUU
Messenger RNA from Pistacia vera, 724 nucleotides. RefSeq names its product WUSCHEL-related homeobox 3. NCBI's taxonomy places the organism in Eukaryota, Viridiplantae, Streptophyta, Magnoliopsida, Sapindales, Anacardiaceae. Gene Ontology annotation, biological process: plant organ development. The coding region runs from base 10 to 675 and encodes 221 amino acids. Gene Ontology annotation, molecular function: DNA-binding transcription factor activity; DNA binding. The record is from RefSeq and is a predicted model, not a curated record. The transcript has 2 exons.